AUGGCCCCUGUCAAGGAAUUCGGUCUUCUCUGCCUGGAGAACCCUCUGCUUGAUAUCCAGGCUGUCGGCGAUGAGGCUCUCCUGAACAAGUAUGGCCUCAAGGCCAACGACGCCAUUCUCGCCGAGGAGAAGCACAUCCCGCUGUACGAGGAGCUGCUGAACAACUACGACGCCAAGCUCAUUGCCGGUGGCGCUGCGCAGAACACGGCUCGUGGUGCCCAGUACAUCCUCCCUCCCAACAGCGUCGUCUACCUGGGCGGCGCCGGCGACGACAAGUACUCGGCCAUCCUGCACGAUGCCGUCAAGGCCGCUGGCCUGCGCGUCGAGUACCGCGUCGACCCCAAGGAGAAGACGGGCCGCUGCGGCGUCAUCAUCACUGGCCACAACCGCAGUCUGUGCACGGACCUGGGCGCCGCCAACCACUACGACAUCGACCACCUGAAGAAGCCCGAGAUCUGGCAGCUCGUUGAGAACGCCGAGGUCUACUAUGUCGGCGGCUUCCACUUCACUGUCUGCCCUCCUGCCAUCAUGGAGCUUGCCAAGCAGGCUGCGCAGCGCAACAAGCCCUUCGUGCUGUCGCUGUCCGCGCCCUUCAUCCCUCAGUUCUUCAAGGACCCCGUCGAUGCCAGCGCCCCUUACUGGGACUACAUCAUCGGCAACGAGACCGAGGCCGCGGCCUACGCCGAGUCCCACAACCUGCCUUCCAAGGAGCCCAAGGACGUCGUCGUCCACCUUGCCAACCUGCCCAAGGAGAACAAGCAGCGCAAGCGUGUUGCCAUUGUCACGCAAGGCACCGAGCCCACUCUUGUCGCCAUCCAGGGCGAGGAGGGCAUCAAGGAGUUCCCUGUCCACGCCAUCGAGAAGGAGAAGAUCAACGACACCAACGGCGCUGGCGAUGCGUUCGCCGGUGGCUUCUUGGCCGGCCUCCUCGAGGGCAAGCCCCUUGAGACGUCCAUCGACAUGGGCCAGUGGCUCGCCAGACUCAGCAUCCAGGAGCUCGGACCUUCCUAUCCCUUCCCCAAGCAGGCCUACCAGGCCUCCUCGUGA
This is a messenger RNA of Purpureocillium lilacinum, 1047 nucleotides long. Its product is annotated as adenosine kinase. Gene Ontology annotation, cellular component: cytosol; nucleus. The record is from RefSeq and is a predicted model, not a curated record. Gene Ontology annotation, molecular function: adenosine kinase activity. Gene Ontology annotation, biological process: purine ribonucleoside salvage; purine nucleobase metabolic process. NCBI's taxonomy places the organism in Eukaryota, Fungi, Ascomycota, Sordariomycetes, Hypocreales, Ophiocordycipitaceae.